Molecule: messenger RNA, 1428 nt
Organism: Ananas comosus (pineapple)
Lineage: Eukaryota; Viridiplantae; Streptophyta; Magnoliopsida; Poales; Bromeliaceae
Product: outer envelope pore protein 24, chloroplastic-like
Exons: 4
Coding region: 221-856 (211 amino acids)
Biological process (GO): regulation of monoatomic ion transmembrane transport
Molecular function (GO): voltage-gated monoatomic cation channel activity
Source: RefSeq, a predicted model, not a curated record
AGUUCCUGCGGCCUCUUCGAUGUUCGCCGACGCGUCUGUUCAUUGCCUGACAUUCAGCGCUCUAGUCUCCGUCCUCCCGUCGCCAUUUUUUUACUUAUUCCAGUCCAAAUAGCCGAAGGCCGGCGGAGCGGCAGAGCCCGUGCAUAAUAAGUAAUAAAAAUAAAUAUUAAAGGGAGAGAGAGCCGAAGGCCGGCAGAGCGGCAGAGCGAAAGAAGAUAAGAUGAAGGUGAUGCUAAAGGGCAAGUACGGGACAGACAAGUCGGCGGCGGCGUCGGCCUCCGCCACGCUCUCCGCCGCACCCGCUGGCGACCUCCGCCUCAAGGCCUCCGUCACUGACGCCACCUUCCUCCGCUGUGCCUCCUUGGACGGUCUCUCCUUCUCCCUCGAAAAGCCCGGCUCCUUAAUCCUCGACUUCAACGUCCCCAAAAGGGAUGUGACGUUCCAAUUCAUGAACUCCGUGUGCCUGGCGGAGAAGCUGGUGAGCCUGACCUACAGGCACGCGUGGCGGGAGAACCGCACCGCGCUGGACUGCUCCGUGGAGUUCGACCCGGCCAACAAGCUCGCUGUGAACUACGCCCUCCCAACGGGCUGCAAGGUCAAGUACGUGUACGCCCAUGGGGAGAUGCCGCGGCGGACGGUGCUAGAGCCGUCCUACGACCUUUCCAAGAACGCCUGGGACUUUGCGGUCUCGCGCAAGUUCGACGGUGGGGACUCCCUCAAGGCCACCUACCUGACCUCCACCAAGAUCCUCGGCGUCGAGUGGAGCAGGGACUCCAAGAUCAACGGAUCUUUCAAGAUAUUGCAGACUGUAGGAGGUCAAAAAAUUUUGAGGAUGAUGAGAGAAAGAAUGCUAUAGGAGAUGGAUUAAUAUAAUAAGGUUUCUGCUUCACUUAAUCUGGCAGAACAAAAGAAAAAUCCAAAAUUAAUAGCUGAGAGUACCUGGAAUUUUGAAAUAUGAGACAGGUGAACAGGUGAGCAAAUACCGCUUGCAAUAUGAGAUGUUGCUUUAAACAUCAAUUGUUGUUUUAAUUUGCUAUAUUGCAUUCUUGGCCAUGAGAGGCUGUUCCGAACAAACUAAGUCUAUUGUCCAAAAUGUUCAUCUUGUAACAGAAUUGCCGCGUAUAAUUUAAUGAGGUUAUAACAAGGCAACUGGCAUUUGAUCAUUUAGUUUUCAAUAUUUGAAUACUCAAAACACUUUCGUUUUGCGUCUCCUUUCAAUUACUUUCUUGCUCAGUAUGGAUUUCCAGGAUAAUUGCCUCCUGAGCGAGACCUCUGUACUGGCAGGGAAAUUGCCCCCUUCUUUUUAUCUUUUCAGUUUUAGGUAAAGUGAGCUUUCACGAGAAGAUUAUGAUUUUCUUAUUUUUAUAUGAAUAGAAAAUUGGAUGUGUAAGUUGACAAAACUGAAAUAUGAUUAUGAUUUUCUUCUUC